Messenger RNA from Camelina sativa (false flax), 2164 nucleotides. Its product is annotated as protein phosphatase 2C 77-like. Gene Ontology annotation, molecular function: cation binding; protein serine/threonine phosphatase activity. The record is from RefSeq and is a predicted model, not a curated record. Gene Ontology annotation, biological process: protein dephosphorylation. Lineage: Eukaryota; Viridiplantae; Streptophyta; Magnoliopsida; Brassicales; Brassicaceae.
AUAUGUGGCAGAUUUAAAAAACGGAUAUUUUCUUUUAAACUUGUUUUUCUUUUCUUUUUGUUUGUGAAAAGAGUUGAAGUUGUGGGGGAGAGAGAGAAAGAGAGAUCAGAAUCUCUAAAUGGCUCAAACGAAUUACCCAGAAUCCAGGAAACUCUCUGAUUGAUUUUUUCAUUUCUUUCUGGUGAUUUUUCCCGGGAAAAUUUUUAAGCUUUUUAUCGUAAUUGUUUUGGGGUUAGAGGGUUCUUUUAAUUUGGCAAAUCUCUAUCUGUUUCAUGUGCUAGCUAAGGUUUGUCUCACUUUACCUCUUAUGAGUCAUGAGUUUCUUGUCUUCAUCUUCUCUAAUAAAGUUAACAACAACAACACUCUCUUAAAUUUCUUAUGUUCAAAUCUUUCGACUUUUCUCGUUUUUUUUUUUCCUUCCACCGAACCGUUUUAACAAUCAAACACCUGUCGGCUUUGAACACAAGUAACAAAGAAAAGUUUUGGCACCUUUCAUUGAGUUUGGGUCUUCCCUUUGUAAGAGAGAGAGAUCAAGAAAUUGAGUUUUUUUUUAUUCCAUUAAUGGACGAAGCUUCUCCUGCUGUAGCUGUUCCAUUCAGAACAUUCCCUGAGCCACACGCCGGAAUUAGAGGCUACUGCAGCGGCGAAUCUAGGGUUUCUUUACCGGAAAAUUCCUGUUCCGGUUCCGGGUCUUUGAUUUCCGACGACGGAGCUAUGAAAGGUUCAUCCUUUGAGAUCAAUACAAGACAAGAUUCAUUAGCAUCAUCAACGUCGUCGUCAUCAUCAUCUGUUGUACCAGACGUCACCGUUGAUAUCUCCGCCGGAGAUGAGAUGAACGGUUCAGAUGAGUUUGAUCCGAGAUCGACGGGUGAGAAGAAAGUACUCAGUAGAACAGAGAGUAGAAGUCUGUUUGAGUUCAAGAGUGUGCCUUUAUAUGGAGUGACUUCAAUUUGUGGAAGACGACCAGAGAUGGAAGAUUCUGUCUCCACGAUUCCUAGGUUCCUUCAAGUUUCGUCUAGUUCGUUUCUUGAUGGUCGAGUUACUAAUGGAUUUAACCCUCACACGAGUGCUCAUUUCUUCGGUGUUUACGAUGGCCAUGGUGGUUCUCAGGUAGCGAAUUAUUGCCGUGAGAGGAUGCAUCUAGCUUUAACGGAGGAGAUAGUGAAGGAGAAACCGGAGUUUUGUGAUGGUGACACGUGGCAAGAGAAGUGGAAGAAGGCUUUGUUCAACUCUUUUAUGAGAGUUGACUCGGAGAUUGAACCUGUGGCACACGCACCUGAAACGGUGGGAUCGACUUCGGUGGUAGCCGUUGUCUUCCCGACUCAUAUCUUUGUAGCGAAUUGCGGCGAUUCAAGAGCGGUUCUGUGCCGCGGCAAGACUCCACUAGCGUUGUCCACUGAUCACAAACCGGAUAGAGAUGAUGAAGCGGCUAGGAUUGAAGCAGCCGGAGGGAAAGUAAUACGGUGGAAUGGGGCUCGUGUUUUUGGUGUGCUAGCAAUGUCAAGAUCUAUAGGUGAUAGAUACCUAAAACCAUCAGUGAUACCGGAUCCGGAAGUGACUUUAGUACGACGAGUCAAAGAAGAUGAUUGUCUCAUCUUAGCAAGUGAUGGUCUUUGGGAUGUAAUGACAAACGAAGAAGUGUGUGAUUUGGCUAGGAAAAGGAUUUUGCUAUGGCAUAAGAAGAAUGCUAUGGCCGGAGAUGCUUUGCUUCCGGCUGAGAAAAGAGGAGAAGGGAAAGAUCCGGCGGCAAUGUCCGCAGCUGAGUAUUUGUCGAAGAUGGCUUUGCAAAAAGGGAGCAAAGACAAUAUAAGUGUGGUAGUGGUUGAUUUGAAGGGAGUAAGGAAGUUCAAGAGCAAAUCCAUGAAUUGAGAAAGAAGGUUUAAAAGAAAAAAGAAAAAAAAAAAAGAAGUUUUGAUGGUGGGGUAAAUAAGAAUGGAACAGGUAAUAAUAAUAUUAUUAAUUGUUUUUGUAAUAUUAAUUUCCUGCUUAAUUUUUAUUAUUUACUUUGUUAUCUCUUCCCACCAUUAUUUAAUCUUUUUUUUUUUUAAAGCUAACUUGAUAUAUAAUGUACAUGAUGUAGCUUCCAAACAAAAAUCCCCUUUUUUAAUCCUGGGGUUAAUUGUAAUAAGUAAUAACUAAUAACACUACACUCGUCUAUGUUAAA